Messenger RNA from Brassica oleracea var. oleracea, 1175 nucleotides. RefSeq names its product calcium uniporter protein 2, mitochondrial-like. Gene Ontology annotation, cellular component: uniplex complex; mitochondrial inner membrane. Gene Ontology annotation, biological process: calcium import into the mitochondrion; mitochondrial calcium ion homeostasis. The record is from RefSeq and is a predicted model, not a curated record. Bases 56 to 1042 code for a protein of 328 amino acids. Gene Ontology annotation, molecular function: uniporter activity; calcium channel activity. The transcript is spliced from 2 exons. Lineage: Eukaryota; Viridiplantae; Streptophyta; Magnoliopsida; Brassicales; Brassicaceae.
CAUUAAAUUAAUUAAUUAAUUUUAUUUCUGAUAUUUCUCUCCUCUCUGUUCAUCAAUGGCGAUGAGGAAGCUUUUAUCGAAGCGUAUCUUCAACAUCUCGAACCAAUCGUCGCAGAGUCUAACGAAUUGCCGCACAUCGUCUUCUUCGGUAUCCGUGCGAACCAGAAUCGCUCCGGAGCCCGGAGACUCCGGGAUCUCGCGGCGGUUAUUACACAACACCGCCGUGAUCCGGCCGGAGAUCAUGCAAAUUCUGGUGGGAGAGAGCUUGAUCGAGAAGCUCCGCGAAAUCGACGGUAGCAAGGAUCGUAUCCGAUUAGACGGGAUCGCUCCGCCGAUGAGGGAGGCGGAGACGCCGAGAUUGACGGUGGAGGAUACGAAGAAAGUUCUGAGAGCGGCGCAGAUGGAGAUGGUGAAGACGAAGCUUAGGGAGACGGGGAGAAGCUGGAUGACGUAUUCGGAGUUCGUCGGCGUUUGCUGUGAAGCUUCGUCGGAUCCGGAGCACGGAGCUAGAAUAGCGAAGAUGCUUGAUGAUUCAGCAAACGUCAUCGUUUUGGGAGGUUCCGUUUGUCUUAGACCAGAUCAGGUUACGAAAUCCAUUGAAGGCUUGCUUCCUUUGCCAAAGAUUCAUAACCCAAACGACCCACGAAGGAUCGAGUUGAAAGAGCUCGAGGCAGUUAAGGCAGUGAUCGAUGUGAAAGCGCAUUCUUUGGUGCGGAGAGAGCUCUGGGCUGGUCUUGGUUACUUGAUACUACAGACCGCAGGGUUCAUGAGGCUAACGUUUUGGGAACUCUCGUGGGACGUGAUGGAGCCAAUCUGUUUCUAUGUCACGUCCAUGUACUUUAUGGCUGGGUAUGCGUUCUUCCUCAGGACGUCGAAAGAGCCUUCUUUUGAAGGGUUUUACCAAAGCAGGUUCGAGGCUAAACAGAGGAAAUUGAUGAGUCUUGAUGAGUUUGAUGUUGAGAGGUAUCAAGAACUGAAGAAGCUGUUUUGUCCUAAGGCUUCAGAUCGUGUUUCCCAGAUUCUUGGAACUGUCGGGAGUUAAAUUUUGAUUUUUUAGAUUCAAUGUUGUUGUCACAAAUGGUGUCUGGUUUUUCCUAACUUGAAGAAUCCUACCAAGAAAAGGGAGAACAAAAAAAAGAUAAAAGGUAGAUGAAGUUCUCAAUGUUUGCGGCUUU